AUGGCAAUUACUCAUGAAAAAAAACGAACAGGAAACGCUUACCUGGCCGUUCGGGACUACGGGACGGCCACUAGCUGCUUCGACCUCGCCCUCAAGACUCACCCCGGAUCGGACCAGGAGGACAUCUACCUGUCCAACCGGAACUACGAGGCGGCGGUGGAAGGGUUCCGACGAGCGAGCCGACUCCAGCCUAACAAGAAUGGCCACUACACCUGCCUAGGAAAGGUGUACCUCCGGUGGGGGGGUCACGAGAGCCAGGCGUUGGAGGCGCUAGAGGAGUCGCUCCGGCUGGAGCACACCAAGGUUGCCGAGAAUCUCGCUGUGAAGGCGCAAGUCGCUAUCGAGAGAGCGGAGCAGCGGAGGUCCUCUGGACAGCAGCAGCACGCACCCCCCGAGCCGCACCCGCCUCACCGUAGCCCCGAGCACCUGACGCAGAAGGGCGCAGCACCCGCCCCCGUUCAAGACUUUUCGAAGCCCACCGGCCCUCUCGUCAAGAUGUCCUCCGCGCGCGUCCUGGGGCUGCUGCGAAGCGACAGCGGGAUGGGAGGGGUGGCGAUGAUCUCCAGCGGUGAUUCGAUCGCCGGGGACGAGCCAAAAGGCGGCGGCGACGGAGACGGCGGCGGUGGCGGCGGCGGUGGAAGCAAGCGGAGUGUUGGUAGGGACGGCAAGCCCAGAACAAAGGUCAAGGCUGGCCGUAACAGCAGCAGCGACGUCGGCUCCCUCCGCAAGCUCAUGCAGGGCCGGAUCCACUUCGACGAUGACAGUGACGGGGACAGCGUCAAGGGUUCGCCACCGCCGCCACCGGUAGCGGGCAGGGUGCCCCAGCCGCAGUCCAAGAGGAAGGGGCGUCAUCGCCGGCGCCGUAGCAAUGGCUCGAUCUCGAGCCUGAUGGAGGUAGAGAGCGUCGGGAUCGUGGGCUCUUCGAUACCGACCGGGCCGCCGGCAGCGGCCGCGGCUGCGGGGACCGGGGUAGUGGCGAGGGCGGUGGCGAGGGUCGAGGAAGGGCCGCCGGUGGUUGAUGAUGGGGCCGCUGAAACGAAGAAGGCGAUGGCGGUGGGUACCCCGACGGUGGCCGCGAACGAGAUGCCCGAGGAUGCCGCCAGUGUGCCAAGGAGGAUAGCGAUGCUCAAGGAAGCGAGCGCUAAAGCACAGACGGCCGUUUCCACGGGUGGCCGACCACGGACAUCUCCACCGCCGUAUUGCGAGACCACGUCGUCCUACGCAGCCGCCGCCAAUAGGGAAGAUAGAGGAAGCACGGGGGGGGGCACGCGACAGAAACCUUUGGGAGGAAGGCCCCAUAUGGCCGAAAAAGUGGGGAGUGUCGGCAGCAGCUCCGCCAGCAUGGCCUCCUCCGCUCCUGAGGGGGCGGUGGCGGCAGGCGGUCGACGCGAAAGCGGCAGAGGAUCCGGCUCUGUGCGGUCGGUGAAGCAGAGGCGGGGGGAGAGGCGGCCUCCGAUUCGUUAUCGGCGGAUUCGUUGUCGGAGGAUGGAAACAUGCCGGCGAUGGCCGCCCCAGCGACGACGGUUGGAAAGUGCGCGCCACGAACAGCGCAGUCGCCUCCACCGUGUCCUACCUUCUCCGUUCCCCGCGCCGGCGUCUUUGGCAAGGUUCUGGCGCCGUGGGGACCGGGGGGUGGGCCAGCAAACCGAGCUGCCCCAGGCGACGACGACCUCCCUCCUCCAGCCGUGGUUACGGAGGCGUCCGUCCCACGAGCGGCCGUAUUUGAGAUCCGCGCGGGCGUUUGUGGUCGCCCGGAAGCCCAACCCGUCCUCGUUCCCACCGCGGCGGCGGCGGCGGUGCGAGGAGGCCGCUCACCGUCGGCAUCGCCGUGGCCGACCAAGCGGGCCCUCGGCGUCUCUUGCCGGCGACGGCAGUGAUGGCCUUUAUUCAGAUGAGUCCGAUAGCGGGGGAUCCGCACUUCUGUCCAACCUGGCGGCGCUUGAAGCGGUGGCCAAGGUUGCGAGGGGCAAAGGCCGCCCGGUGGCGGUGGCGGCGGCGGCGGCGGCGGCGGCGGCGGCGGCGGCGGGGAGGCCGGAGCACAACGCGGCGGCUCUGGCAGCCAUCGCUGCGGGGGCGGCACCGGUGAAGUGGGGCAGAGAAGGCGCCGCCGAACGAAGGGCCAAGGCUGCUGCUGAGAGAAGCAGCAGCGCCGGCAGCCCGGCGGCGGACGGCGACGAGCCACCGGACUUGAGCCCGUUGGCAUCGCACCGCCGCAGCGGCGGUAGCAGCACCGCCGGAUUCAGCACGACGAGCGGCAGCAGCAGCGGAAGACAGCAGUGGCACGCUUACGGGAAAGGCGGCGGCAACAGCACGAAGAGUAUCAACGGCGACGACAACAACGCGGCUUUUAACGGCCGGCUGGAAACCGGCAACAUCGAGCAGGGCGAGGAGAGGGAGAGCGGACUCCGGUGGACGACGGAAACAGCGGCAGCGGAAUGCCGAGGUGCCGCAAACGGCGGCGAGAGCACCAUCCCGCCGCCGCCGUCCUACACGGCCGCCCAGGAAGCGGAGUGGCUAGGCGUGCUGCCCCACGCGGGAUGGGCGGAGGUUACCGCCGCCGGUGGCACGGGAGAGGCAGCUCGGCUACGACACAACCGGAGGUCGAGCGAUGGCCUCGUGCCUUUCCACAACGACGGAAGUGGCGCCGACGGGGGGACUCCCCGCUCGUCGUCGUUGAGGACGCUCGGUCAGCGGCGGCGAGAGGGCGGCGGGCGGAGGAUGGAGGUUUUCCUGGACAACGAGGAGGGGGAGUGGGGACAGACGCCGAGGAGCCGGUUCCGGUUGUUCUGGUGGCCCGGCAGGAAUCGGCAUGUUCCAGUAGGAGUCUGCCUCGACUCGCCAAACGUUGCCCGGUCUUCGCGGGGGUCCAAGGACGCAGAGGAGGGAGCGAAACGGUUUGCGUGGGACACGGAAGACGGGGGCGACGCCGACUGCAACGGCGGGGGGUCCGUGGUUGGCUCUGAGCGAAGGAUCGAAGCCCGGUUUUCCUCCUCGACGGAAUCGGCGCUGCUGUGCUCGGAGGUGGUGGGCACGUUCCAUACCCGGAGGAAGAGCAGGCGGCGGAGAGAGGAGCCGCCAUCGGUCGUACCCCGACCACCGGUCAGCAGGUCGUCGAUGCUGCGGGCGUCGGCCGCUUCCAUCAUCUGGGGCCCGUCUCCAAGGGCCGCCACUGCUGCUGCCGCUGCUGCUCGUGGCGGCGGGGGCCGUAACGUCGCCAGAGAAGGGGGCGGAAAGAAGCGCCUUCGGCGCUGGGUGCACGGAAAAAGAUACACAAACGAAGCCGACGGCAUUCCCAGCGAACAAAUGGUGAAGAAGUGGGUACGCGCUGUGCUUGGGCCGCGGGCACUCGGCCUGGUUGAGGAGGAUGGAGACGAUGACGAUGACGGGCCCGUCGGUAGUGGAGGUCGUGGUCUGGGGGAAGAGCUCAAGGACGGGAGGCUGCUCGUCAGGCUGGCCCACGCUGUCGGGGGUGCCAGGGCGGCCGGCUGUGCGGAGGACCUGGAGGCGACAACCCCGAUGCUGCAGCUGGUUAAUGUCCACGCUUUCAUGGCUGCUGCAAGAGCCAUUGGGGUGCCGGCGACCUACCUGUUCCACGCCAAAGAUCUCGUCGACGGGCCCCCCGGCGGCCCCUGCUCGCCGGCCGUCCUCAAGUGCAUCGCCGCGCUCAGCGACGCCGCCCGGAGAAACGCCUCCACAGACCCACCGGGGACCGCCUACGAUGGUCCCCUCCUCGGAGACGAAGAGAGCGACUACCACGCCAAGACGGCGGAGGAGAACGGCUCCGCCGGCGGCCUUACCGCCUCCGCAGGCGGCAGCGGCGGCGGCGGCGGCGGCGGCUCGAUCGCCGGCGGGGGCGGCGGCGGCGGCAGGCGCGUCUUUUGGAGGCUCAGCAGCAAGAGCUCGAACAGCAGCGGGUGGACCGAGAGCGACCUGGACCGCGGCAGGGGCGCCGCCGGGAAGUCCCGGGACGGUUUCACGGAAGAGAUGCCGCCGCCGUCCCCGGGUUCUUCCGCAUUUUCCAUCGGUCGGGCUCGAGAUGCUUGA
Molecule: messenger RNA, 4044 nt
Organism: Ectocarpus siliculosus
Lineage: Eukaryota; Phaeophyceae; Ectocarpales; Ectocarpaceae
Source: the annotation of a GenBank genome assembly